GUUUGGAUCAUAAGUUGUAAGUUGAGGUUACCUGGAGGCACUGAAGGACUGAAAAAAUUGGUUACAAACAAACCAAUGUUGAAAAUAUACUCAGAAAUUCUAUUUUUGCCUAGGAAAUAUUGUUAUAAUUUUAGUACCAGUCUUAUUAAACAACAAUUUACAGUGCAAAGUUCUAUAAUGCAGGAAGAAAACAAAGCAAAAAGAUUAAAAUAUGAUGGUAGACUCAAAAAAAGGCAAUGGCAAGACAGAAGAUCCGAUAAUAGAGAUUCAAAAAUAAGUAAAACCAAUGAGAAUUCCGAGCCCUUUGAGAGAAUUAAACGGAGAAAAUACGCAAUGUUAAUGGGUUAUUGUGGUGUUGGUUAUUUUGGUAUGCAAAGGAAUCCAACUAUGAAAACAAUUGAAGAAGAUUUAUUCAAUGCACUAUUCAAAACGAAUCAUAUUAAUCAAGAAUGUUUUGAUGUCGUCCAAAACAUGCAAUUUCAACGAGCUGCUAGAACAGACAAGGGUGUUUCAGCAGUAAGACAAGUCGUUUCUUUGAAAUUACCUGACAAAGUGGACAUUGAAAGUAUAAAUAAAGAGUUACCUGAAGUGAUAAGAGUGUUUUGUGUAAACAAAGUUACUAAAGGUUUUAAUUCUAAAACUAAUUGUGACAGUAGGACUUAUAGUUAUACUCUACCAACAGUCGCAUUUGCCGAUAAGGAUGCUCAGGUAGAACAACAUGGUUUCAGGUUAGAUGAUGAAACUUUCGCCAGAGUCAAUAGGGUGUUGAGUAUGUAUGUGGGUUCUAAAAAUUUUCAUAAUUUCACAUCUAAGAAGCACCAUCAAGAUCCAAGUGCUAAUCGAUAUAUAAUAUCAUUUAUAUGUGAAAGGCCCUUUCUUAGGAAUGAUGUCGAAUUUGCUGUUCUGAAAGUUCAAGGUCAAAGUUUUAUGCUUCACCAAAUAAGAAAAAUGGUAGCUCUAAUGCUGGCUGUUAUUAGGAAUCACACUAAUGAAGCAACACUUCUUCAAGCAUUGACAAAUGAAAAGGUUAAUGUUCCCAGAGCUCCGGGUUUAGGACUUCUUCUAGAGUUUGUUCAUUACGACAGGUACAAUUUGAGAUAUGGUGAAGAUGGUAUUCAUCAAAAAUUAGAAUGGCAAGAGUGUGAAAAUGACGUUGAAGCAUUUAAAAAUAAGUACAUAUUACCUGUUAUUACUGAAACUGAAAUAUCUCAAAAAGAAAUGUUGGUAUGGUUGAGUAAACUCAGGGGCCACAGGUACGAUAUUUUUGAAGAUACAGCUGACGAUGAUGAGGAUGAGGAAAAAUUAAAUGAUGAAAAUAUUGAAGUUUGCAAGGAUGAUGAUAAAAAUGAUACAGAAAGUGUAAACUCUAUGGAAGCAAAAGAUCGGACUGGAGUAAAAGAAGAAAAGUUAGUUCAAAAUGCUGAAAAUAUUAGUUGAUGUAACUUUUAAAAAUAAAGAGUUUUUUGCUA
Harmonia axyridis is the source of this 1469-nucleotide messenger RNA. It is a transcript of the gene Pus1, whose product is annotated as tRNA pseudouridine synthase A. Gene Ontology annotation, cellular component: nucleus. The transcript has 4 exons. Gene Ontology annotation, molecular function: pseudouridine synthase activity; RNA binding. NCBI's taxonomy places the organism in Eukaryota, Metazoa, Arthropoda, Insecta, Coleoptera, Coccinellidae. The coding region runs from base 76 to 1437 and encodes 453 amino acids. The record is from RefSeq and is a predicted model, not a curated record. Gene Ontology annotation, biological process: tRNA pseudouridine synthesis; mRNA pseudouridine synthesis.